AUGGAGGCGGGUUCGGAGACGACGGGGGAAGCGGGAACCGAGAGGGCCGGGGGGAGUAGGAGAACGUUGAGGAAGACCACAAAGGCGGAUUAUCCAUCGGUGCUGGACGUGAUGGAUGCCGCGAUGAAUCAGGUACUAGAGGAGCAAAUGGAGUGGCUGGUGGCGAGGUGGAACGCCGAGAACCCCGACGCGACGCCGCUCGUGGUGGAAGCGCUCACGGAGGAGCAGCGAGAGUCGCUGGAGCGAGAGCAUUUGGCCAGGGAGGUGUUGAUUGGUCAGGCGUACGUGGAUAAGAUGGCGGCGGAAGACAUGGCAAGACUGGAGUUGGAGAAAACAAAUCCGAAGAAGGAUCCCGACGAGCGGUCUUACCAAUCUUACCGAGAGAACUGGGAGUGGAAAUAUGCUGAAGAGUUCGGCUCCUUCGAGGCCACGAUUAAAGUUGAGGAAAUAUAUGGGGAUUUACAUUGGCCGCUGGAUGUGUUUGGUAUCGUUGCUGUGAGGGAUGACCUGGAUCACCAUCGCAAUAUUAUCUUUGAGCGCAAAAGGGAUAACUGCCAAACUCUCAAUGAGGAGGAUCCAUAUUUAGUAUUAACAGGUCCUACCCGUGCUCCCGUGACUCUGUUUGGGCCUAUGCAUUUCGAUAUCACGCUGAAAGUGAAGCGCAUUAAUGAGUUAGAGGACAAAGAUCUAAGCCUGCUAGGCUUUCGCUACGAGUGCUGCAAGUCAAUCAAUUAUCAAGUGAGUAAGGGAGAGUGCGCCCUCAGAUCAUGCGUGAGCAGCCAAAAACGUAGAAGCAAGAUGAGCACAUUGGAGCUGACAUGUGGCAUUGUAGCCUCAUCCAUUGAGGCCACAAUCAGUGUGCGUAUUGUUGGUGGGUCCUGGCCAGAUGGAUUCAGCGGGCGGUUCAUUGCCUCGACUGCAAGCGUCAGUCACAUGAGGGUGUUACUGCUUAAUAUUGGAGAUAAGGAUACGCCUGUUGUUGCUGCUGAUGGCACCAUUGAGCUGUCACGACGCGUGGUUUCUGUUGAAAGCUUUGGGGAGCUGAGAGUGCAUGCAGCAGGUUGGCUAGGCAGCCAGCAGAUUGACAGUGAGGUGUUCUUUAAACCAUUAGAAUCUGGUAGAAGCUCUCGUUCGCUUAAGGUUGGCUCGUGUGAAAUGGAAGUUACCGUUGGCUGGUCCCUUUUUCCGUUAUGUUAUCCCAUUGACCGUAUUCCUUCACCCAAGAAUGGGUGA
Triticum turgidum subsp. durum (durum wheat) is the source of this 1233-nucleotide messenger RNA. Lineage: Eukaryota; Viridiplantae; Streptophyta; Magnoliopsida; Poales; Poaceae. The record is from the annotation of a GenBank genome assembly.